This is a messenger RNA of Paracoccidioides lutzii Pb01, 2721 nucleotides long. Its product is annotated as tRNA (cytosine-5-)-methyltransferase NCL1. Gene Ontology annotation, molecular function: tRNA binding; tRNA (cytidine-N5)-methyltransferase activity. The transcript is spliced from 4 exons. The coding region runs from base 1 to 2721 and encodes 906 amino acids. Gene Ontology annotation, biological process: tRNA methylation. The record is from RefSeq and is a predicted model, not a curated record. Gene Ontology annotation, cellular component: nucleus; cytoplasm.
AUGGAGCCCAAAAUCCUAGCGGGCCGACGUUUUUCCAUAUUACAAGCUUCAAAUUUCAAGCGCAGUCUAGAUACUGCGGUGAACAUCGAUUCAAGAAAAAUAUCACUGAACAUGGGCAAACGCGGGAAUAAAAAAAGUGGUGGUGGCGCGGGCAAUCGCGGUCGUCGACCAGAUUUCUCCACGAUAUUGGUUAGAGAGAAUGAAAAAUAUGAAAAUUAUUACAACGGCCUCCAUAUCGUUCCUGAUAAUGAAAAGGAUGAAUUUUGGGCUGCUCUUAGACGGGACCUGCCUAACAGCUUCCGUUUCACUGGAUCCAAAAGCCAUGCCCUUGCUGUGCAAGAACGUCUGAAAGACUUCUAUAUUCCUAAGAUCACCUCAAUCACCCAUGAGGGCAACCCAGUCGAUCCUCCCCAACCCGUGCCCUGGUAUCCCUACCAAUUAGCAUGGUCAAUGACAACUCCAAAAAGUGUGAUCCGCCGUUUUGCGCCAUUUGCUUCAUUCCAAAAAUUCCUCGUCGCAGAAACAGAAGUUGGAAAUAUCAGUCGCCAAGAAGUAGUGAGCAUGAUUCCGCCGCUGCUGCUGGAUGUACGUCCCAACAUGACCGUAUUGGAUAUGUGUGCUGCACCAGGGAGCAAAUCAGCACAGCUGAUGGAAAUGGUUCAUGCAGGAGAAGAGGAAAGAAUGGCAGAGAUUGCAGCGAAACUGGAGUAUGGCGCUGAGACUCAAAGAAAAGAGGGAGCCCCAGACGUUCCUAGGCUGCUUAAUGGAAAAAUAGAAUUGGACGGCUUGGACGACGAUGGGAGAUCGGUGGGUUUGCUCAUAGCUAACGAUAACGAUUACAAACGCGCCCAUUUACUAAUCCAUCAAAUGAAACGCCUUAACUCCCCGAAUCUGAUCGUUACGAAUCAUGACGCUACAAUGUAUCCUUCUAUUAAAUUGCCAUCUUUGCCUCCACCAGAAGGCAAACCUGUGAGGAAUAGGUACCUGAAAUUUGAUCGGAUUUUGGCCGAUGUCCCCUGCUCAGGUGAUGGGACCUCACGCAAGAAUGUCAAUGUAUGGAAAGACUGGAACCCAUCCAAUGCACUUGGUUUACAUACGACGCAGUGUCGAAUACUUACUCGGGCAUUACAAAUGCUGAAAGUUGGAGGGCGAGUAGUGUACUCGACAUGCAGCAUGAAUCCCGUUGAAAAUGAAGCGGUAAUUGCGAGUGUUAUUGACCGAUGCGGUGGUCCAAGCAAGGUCCACAUCAUGGAUUGCAGCAAUGAAUUGCCCACUCUGAAAAGGUUCCCAGGUCUGAAGAGUUGGAGUGUCAUGGACAAGCAAGGAAGAAUAUGGGCCAACUGGAAAGAUGUAGAAGAUGCCGUCUCCCAAGGCGAUGAGACGCUUAGUAGGAUGGUGGAAGGCAUGUUCUCUCCCUCCGAGGAGGAAGGUAUCGAUUUAUCUCGUUGCAUGCGUAUUUACCCUCAUCAACAAGAUACUGGUGCAUUCUUCAUCACCGUGCUAGAAAAGAGGAGUGACAUUAAGGCAAGGCCUGAGGGGACCAAAAAGUCCACAGCAGUUUCUUCAGCGACGACAGAAACAAGAGCCGAUCAAAAUGGAACCAAGGAGCCAGUUGAUGCAGUAACCACGUUGGAUGAAGCACCCCUCGCUGUAUCAGAAGUUCCUUCAGCUCCUGCAACGCAGAGCGUACCGAAAAGAACCAUUGAUCUAUCAGGCGAAGAUCCUGCAAACAAACGGCAAAAAGUAGUCGGUACCCAUUUUACCCCACCGACCGUCCCUUCUCCUGAGAAAACCACCGAAGAAACAAUCAAUCACAAUGGGCAGGAUGCCACAGUAAAAUUGGAGGACGGCACACAAGCUGCUCCUGCGCAGGAGAAAUCCACGAUAUCUACAGCACCGUCUCUCCCUGGCAAGCGAAAAGCUGGCCAGCCAAUGGAGGAGCCAUUCAAAUAUCUAGAUCCUCAGAGCGCAGAGUUUGAUCAGAUAUUCAACUUUUAUGAUAUAUCACCGCAAUUCCCGAGAGACCGCUUCAUGGUUCGGAAUUCUCAAGGUCGCGCAGCAAAAACAAUAUAUUAUACCAGCACUCUGUCUCGUGAUAUCCUUACCGCUAACGAAGGAGCUGGAAUCAAGUUCGUGCAUUCCGGUGUUAAAAUGUUUGUCAAACAAGAUGUGCAAAGAGAAGACGUUUGCCCAUGGCGCAUUCAGACCGAUGGACUUGCUAUUCUGGAAUCCUGGGUUGGGCCCCGCCGUGUGGUUAAGAUAUAUCAAAAGGAGACUUUGCGGAAGUUAUUAAUUGAGAUGUUCCCCAAGGUAAACGAUGGUGGUUGGAAACAGCUAGGAGAGAUUGGUGAAUGGGCAAGGGAUAUUGAUAUGGGAUGCUGUGUUUUACGAGUCGAGCCUACAAACAAUGAAGAUGGCUUCCGGGAGCGAAGGGUUCUUCCGCUCUGGAGAAGCAUGUACUCAUUAAACCUCAUGCUGCCUAAGGAAGAACGACGAGCCAUGCUACUCCGGCUGUAUGGCGAUGACACUCCGCUGGUGAACACCACACAAAAACGACGGGCAGCUGUCACAUCAACCACCGAGCAACCAUCCGAGGUGAUAGACGUGGCUGCAAAUGGCCAAAAUGGGCACGCCCCUGAUGUGGCCACUGCAGCAGAUACUGCGGAAGCUCCGGUAGAAACGGAUGGGGAAAAUGCUGAGGAUGUGGAUAUGACAGCGUAG